Staurois parvus is the source of this 389-nucleotide messenger RNA. The record is from the annotation of a GenBank genome assembly. NCBI's taxonomy places the organism in Eukaryota, Metazoa, Chordata, Amphibia, Anura, Ranidae.
CUCCAGUCUUGCACAGGUGUACCGGCUCCUCCCCUUCAAUCUUGCACAGGUGUACCGGCUCCUCCCCUUCAGGCUUGCACAGGUGUACCGGCUCCUCCCCUCCAGUCUUGCACAGGUGUACCGGCUCGUCCCCUUCAGUCCUGCACAGGUGUACCGGCUCCUCCCCUUCAGUCUUGCACAGGUGUACCGGCUCCUCCCCUCCAAUCUUGCAUAGGUGUACCGGCUCCUCCCCUCCACCUUACUGUCCCUUGCUCCACCCCUUUUUUUUCAUUGGAUUUCAGUUAUUUCGUAGAUGAGCUGCAUCACAUGUGGGCGUUACCUAUGCAAAUACAGCCUGCCUAGGAACGCCCGCCCUUCCAGAUGGGCACCCGCCCAUCAAGGUAUAUUGA